Messenger RNA from Oenanthe melanoleuca, 3350 nucleotides. It is a transcript of the gene C2H8orf34, whose product is annotated as chromosome 2 C8orf34 homolog. Bases 514 to 2355 code for a protein of 613 amino acids. The transcript is spliced from 14 exons. The record is from RefSeq and is a predicted model, not a curated record. Lineage: Eukaryota; Metazoa; Chordata; Aves; Passeriformes; Muscicapidae.
CGCCCGCUCUCCUCCCCCUUCGCCCGCUCCCGCCUUUUGUGCGCCGAGCCCGGGCGUCAACGGGCGCCGGCGGCCGCGGAGCUGACAGCAGCCCGCGGCUAUCGGCCUCGGCAGCGGCGCUGUGGCGAGGGCGGCAGCCGCAGCCGCUCCCGUCACCAAGGCGCUGCCUGGCACAGAAACAGACAGAGACGGACUGACAGGCGCACGCAGCGCGGAUCUGCCGCCUUUGCAGCUCCUCUCCUCCCUGCACCAUGCUCCGCUCCAGGCAGCGCCCGCCCGCUGCUCCCUGAGGGCAGCCAGCCCCGCGCCCGGCUGAGAGGGCGACUGGCGCCCGGCUCCCUCCCCCCGCCCCCAGUUACCGGAGUUCGCUCCGUCCCGGGGACUUCGGCAGCGCCUCCGCCCUCUCCCGCCGUGGCAGCCCUUGUGCGGCGGGGGAGUGAGCCGCCAGCAGCCGGAGGGACUGCAGCCGCCGCCGGGGGAGACGAGCUCAAGCCCCCGCCCCCGGAGCUCUUCAUGGCGUCUCACCAGCAGACCAGGAUCCAAGCCUACCUGGAGAAGAAUAAGAUCGGUCCCCUUUUCGAGGAGUUGAUGACCAAGCUGAUAACGGAGACACCUGACCAGCCAAUCCCAUUUCUAAUUGAUCAUCUUCAGUCCAAGCAGGGAAACCGUGGUCAGCUUCAGAGGACAUUGUCUGGCUCUGCUGCCCUCUGGGCAGAGAGUGAAACAUCAGAAAAUAAAGGAACAAGAAGAGAUUUUAGAAAUUAUGAUAAACCUUGGCAGGUAAAUGCAAAAAAGCCUAAAAAGUCAAAGAGCGACCUCGCUGUGUCCAACAUUUCUCCACCAUCACCAGAGUCCAAGUCAUUGCCAAGGUCAAUAGAGCAUCCUAAGUGGGAUUGGAAGACAAAACCGGAGAACCAUGAUUUUGAUGAACUAAAUCAUAUUCUUCAAGAGAGCAAAAAGCUUGGAAAAGCCCUUGAGAAUCUGUCUCGCAGCAUUGCUAUUUCUGAUGAGCUCGAUAAGGACACAGCAGGUUUUAACACCCCCCUUCUCAGACCUCGUGUGAUUGGUGAAUGGAUUGGCCGUGAAGAGAAUGAUGCAGACCCUCUGGCUGCUGAGAUGCUGCAGCCACCAAUACCAAGAAAUAAAAAUGAGCAGUGGGACAGCGAGGAUAGCAGCAGUCCUGGAGGAAGCUUAAAAAUGGAGCCAAAGACCAAAGGAUUAAAACAUCAACAGCAGCAACACAAGAAACUGCUGGCUGCCAUGCUUUCUCAGGACUCCUUUGAUUCUGCUCAAAGCACAGCUCCAUCUGUAACCGAAGAAGACAUUGACAAUGAAGAUGAUGCAAUGGAACUACUGGAGGAUCUUGAUGAUCUCAGAAUGGAAGGAGUAACGAGUGUGGUGUCUUCUGGGAGCAAAUUCAAUCAAACUCGAAGUGCUCAUACGGCUGAGCCUCAAGCAAAGGUCACAUUGAAUAUAUGUGCAAGAUGUGCCAGAUUGCAAGGAGAUAAUUUGGCAGAAAGGCCAGAAGAUGUCUCCAUGGUAUCUCAGACAUCUGAGCCAGCAGUGUCAGACUCUGAUGCUCAAGUACCUGGGGUUGAAACACUCACAGAAGAUAUUAAUGAGUUUCAGAGUGCUUCUCAAGUGGCAGCAUCCUCUCAGACAGUUUGGACCUUGGAUGCCGUGACUGUCAGACCUGGAGGUUCCCCAAGGCAGAAACUCCUAAAGGACUCCUUAGCUGCAAAAGAACUUCAGACCAUGGAAAAACACCUAGCUGACAUUGAGAAGGACCUCGCACUGUGGGAAGAAGCAAGGCUCUCAAGAAGCCCUGGUGUCCAGCAUCCCAGUGCAGUUCCAUCUGACCAUCAAGGCACUCUUCAAGCUGCACAGGGCCAAACCCCAAGGCCUCAGGUGCCAACUGCGACAGGGAAGAGCAUUCAGCUCCAAGGAAACAAAUCACCCCCGCUGCCCACUAACAGCAGAACACAGGUCUCCAGUGUCACAAGCAGCAGUGCACAAACCCACAGGCCAUCAACACCAGGGAGCAGACCUAUGACCCCAAAUAGCUUGUUGUCACGGCCUCUAACCCCUAGCAACCAAGGAAAUAGGGAAAGCAGUAUUAGCAUGCAGAGAAGCAGAUCUUUGUCAUCUAAGAGCCAAAUGGGGAGGACCCUCAGUGCUGCUUCAGGGCUUUCUGUGCAAGUGAGUGGAGAUGUUGUUGGAACUGUCACUACUCAGAGAAACAGUUUAUCAGAAGAUGAAUUCUUACAACAGCUUCAGCUUGCUCAUCAACCUUGGAUAUUGCCAAGUGACACAGAAAGUGAAGGAGUGGAAGCUGACCAAGACAAAUGUUUGUGAAAUCAGUGGGAUUAUUGAAGAACAGUUUAAUAAAAAAAAAUAUGGUGAUCAAAACUACAUGUGAAAAUUUGCAUUAGUUUAUGCAAAAAAAUUUAAAUAAAUUUAUUUUUCUAGUAUCAGCAGCACAUGGGUGGAACUGCUCUGAUAAGUGGAUGCUGUAAUGCACUGAAUGAGAGUAUUUACUGUGGUACAGUGGCCUUAGGAAAGAAGGGUAACUGUCACAUUUUAGUAUAAAUUUACUAUAAUAUUUUGUUUAGUUUAUGCCCCUGUUGUUUUGGAUUGACAUUUGAUAAACUAAAUUCUGCCUGACCAAAACAAACUUUGCCUAAAGAUUGUAUGUAUUUUAACUUGUCUAAGGUUUUCUACUCCUUAUAUUUUUGUAAUCUUUGCUCUUUUUUAGAUUAAUAAAGUAUUUGCUGCAUCUGCCCAUGUGUUAUGUCCCAUUCAGGUCUCACAGAGAGCUAGCUGUUCACUCAUAGUCACCUGCAGAGAGAGCUCAGACAGGGGAAUGAGUGAAAGAGUGUGUGUGGGUAGCAGAAACAGGUGCUGCUCGUGCUGCAUAGCUUUGUAUUGAAUUUAUCUACUUUGAUCUUUAAAACAAAUAAAGACUCUGUUAAAAAGGGGAACAUGAGUGCUGCAUGCAUGCAAAAAUAAAGCACCUAAAGGAAUUUCAUAUAUUAUGAUAAAAUGUUAGUUACCCAUAUGGUUACUGAACCAAACUGCUAUUUAAAAUAUUCUGUCUGGUGUGUGCUGUGUGCUUGGGACUUUAGAAGGUGCAUUAGCACAGACAUCAAAUGAAGGGAUGUGGCAGUUGCAUUUACUGAUUUCAUUUAACUGUUAAUUCUGUCAAGUGUGUUCUCAGUUUCCUUUGUCUUCAAUAAUGUAUGCUUAGGUCCUGUAUUUUAGACAGAAUGAUAUAAUGAAAUUGCUUGCAACUAUUAAAAAAUACAGUAUUACAAAGCAUCUAUUUGUUUAAAAAAUAAAAAUGAGUUGUC